AGACUGUAUGCAAGCCCGGUUUUCAGUCUUGAAAACCCAGAAUCAGAGAAAUAUAGAAUGUAUUAUGGGUAUGGGCCGAACAUGGUUAAGCCCAUUAGGCCCAAAUUUCUCCCAUGUUUUCUUUUCACUCGUGAAUGCCACGCGCCUUUCUCUCCAUUUCUCUCACUCAAACCCCUGCAAGAACCCUAGGCAGACCUUCACAGGGAGUGAGAUACGGAGGGACGAAGAUCGGCGACGAAGGAAUUUGAGAAAGAUGGGGAAGAUUCCAUCGUUUGUUCGGUCUUCAAUGGCGAGGCAAUUGGUGAAGAAGCCUGCCCCUGCUUCGGCGGCUGAGUCUCCAGCGCCCCCUCGGGAUUCUCCCAGGAAAGCAGCCGAGAGAGAAUCUGCCAAACUUUCCCGGAAAAUCCAAGGACCCGGAGUGCCGUUUAAGAAUCCUUUCAAGACACCUGAUCUCUCGGACGCCAAAAAGCUCUUCAACUCGAUCGUCUCCACCGCAAGGAUCCCUCUCGAUGUCAAAUUUCACAACUCCGUUCUCCAAUCGUAUUCCUUGAUCGCCACCGUUGAUGAUACGAUGGGUUUUUUCCGUCACAUCACGAAAAUGCAACCGGAUUUCUCUCCCGAACGGUCUACAUUCCACAUAUUGCUCUCUAAGGCUUGCAGAGCACCCGAUUCAACACUCCCCGAUGUUCACCGAGUUCUCAACCUCAUGUUCACUCAUGGUUGUGAGCCUAAUCAAGUCUCGACUGACAUCGCGGUCCGGUCCCUGUGCGAAUCUGGCCGGGUCGACGAAGCAGUAGAUUUGGUGAAAGAACUCUCUGAGAAGCACUCGCCUCCGGAUACCUAUACGUACAAUUUCCUUGUGAAGCAUUUGUGUAAGUGCAGGUCUCUAAGUGCGGUCUAUGGAUUUGUGGAUGAAAUGAGGAGUUCUUUUGACAUAAAGCCUGACCUUGUUACUUACACUAUCUUGAUUGAUAAUGUAUGCAAUUCUAAGAACUUAAGGGAGGCUAUGAGAUUAGUAAGUGCUCUUAGUGAUUCUGGGUUUAAGCCGGAUUGUUUCGUCUAUAAUACCAUUAUGAAGGGUUAUUGCACGUUGAGUAAAGGGAGCGAAGCAAUCGGUGUUUAUAAGAAGAUGAAGGAAGAGGGUGUUGAGCCGGAUAUGAUUACUUAUAAUACUUUGAUCUUUGGACUGUCGAAAUCCGGUAGAGUUGAUGAGGCUAGGAAAUAUUUGAAAGCUAUGAUUGAAGCGGGUCAUGUCCCGGAUGCUGUCACUUACACAUCCUUGAUGAACGGAAUGUGUAGAAAAGGUGACGCUUUAGGGGCGAUGAGCUUGUUGGAGGAAAUGGAAGGGGAAGGGUGUAGUCCAAAUUCUUGCACGUACAAUACAUUGCUUCAUGGAUUGUGCAAGGCAAGAUUGUUGGAAAAAGGUGUUGAACUAUACGGAGUGAUGAAAUCAGGUGACGUAAAGCUCGAGACCGCUGCUUAUGCGACACUUUUGAGGGCUCUGGUUAGAAAUGGUAGAGUUGCGGAGGCUUAUGAAGUUUUUGACUAUGCAGUAGACAGCAAGAGUUUAACAGAUGUGGCCGCUUACUCUACGUUGGAGAGUACCGUGAAGUGGCUGAAAAAAGCGAAGGAACAAGGCCUGGCUGUCUAAUUAAAUUACAAUGCAAAUCAUUGGGAAAAAAACAGAGGACAAUACCCUGCAGCAUCUUGAAGAAGAUUUACAGAGACAAGCGGUCUAAAUUCCGAUUAUAGGGAAAAUAAUACAUUGGAGGGGGGGAAUGAACGUACAAUGGCCGUAUGUUCAUGCUGCAACCCCUAGAUUCUUGGACCUAUGACGGCGAUGACCCUUUUGCGCAAUCUUGUAUCGAUGUUAUAUUCUCCUGAGUUGGCUUUGUUUUGUUCAAGAGAGACAGGACAGCAAGAGAGACAAGAUAUAAUCAGAGGCUCUACGUUGCCGGAUUCCACAGAGAUCAUUUGAUUAAACAAGUGGACAGUUGGUGCAAAUAUCUUCUCUUUGUAAGGUUAUAACAUACCCAUUUGCCUUUCAUGAAGAACUUGAUUACCAGAAAUGCACAAUUAUCAUUCUUGGAACCCUAAUCGUCAAAAACUUUUAAAGUUUGAUGCUUUUUUUUUA
Messenger RNA from Tarenaya hassleriana, 2134 nucleotides. Its product is annotated as pentatricopeptide repeat-containing protein At2g17670. Lineage: Eukaryota; Viridiplantae; Streptophyta; Magnoliopsida; Brassicales; Cleomaceae. The record is from RefSeq and is a predicted model, not a curated record. The coding region runs from base 8 to 1651 and encodes 547 amino acids. The transcript is spliced from 3 exons. Gene Ontology annotation, molecular function: protein binding.